Messenger RNA from Anopheles moucheti, 998 nucleotides. RefSeq names its product vesicle transport through interaction with t-SNAREs homolog 1A (gene Vti1a). The coding region runs from base 46 to 696 and encodes 216 amino acids. The record is from RefSeq and is a predicted model, not a curated record. Gene Ontology annotation, molecular function: SNARE binding; SNAP receptor activity. The transcript has 3 exons. NCBI's taxonomy places the organism in Eukaryota, Metazoa, Arthropoda, Insecta, Diptera, Culicidae. Gene Ontology annotation, cellular component: ER to Golgi transport vesicle membrane; late endosome membrane; endoplasmic reticulum membrane. Gene Ontology annotation, biological process: Golgi to vacuole transport; retrograde transport, endosome to Golgi; intra-Golgi vesicle-mediated transport.
GGGAUAUGGAAGGAAUCCUUCUUCUGUGAAUGUUUAAUCUUUCCAAUGGAGCUGAUACAGGACUACGAACAACAAUAUGCCGUGCAGACGGCCGAAAUUACUGCUCAGAUUGGUCGAAUUGCGGUUGCAAGUGGAGCGGAACGCAAUAAACUGAUUUCCGACGUCGACCGCCAGCUGGAAGAAUCGCAAGAAUUGCUGGAACAAAUCGGACUGGAGAUUCGUGACAUUCCACAGAAUUUGCGUGCCGCGUACACCUCACGAUUGAACUGUUAUCAGGCCGAAUGGAAACGAUUGCAGCAAGAGUUCAAUAAUGCGAAAGUGGCCCGAUCGAAGGCAGGGUACGAUUCAUCGGUGGAUGAUUUUGACGAGAUAGGCAUACAGGAGGACCAGAAACGGCGGUUGCUAGAUAAUACGGAACGGUUGGAACGUACCAGCAACUAUCUGAACGAUGCGUACCGCGUUUCGAUCGAAACGGAACAGAUAGGCACACAGGUUCUGGCCGACCUUAGUCAGCAGCGAGAAACCAUUCAGCGAUCGAGAGGAAGGCUUCGUGAGACGGAUGCUGAUUUGAGCCGAUCUUCCCGGAUUCUGAACUCAAUGAUUAUGCGUGCAAUGCGUGAGAAGUUCAUUCUCGUUGUCGUGGUAGUGGCUAUAUUUCUUGUCCUUAUCUUAAGUAUUUAUUUCUCCAUAUCGUAAUCAUUUGCUGUGAUGAUUCAUGAUUCGUCAUCGACGGCAAGCGAUUUAGUCCGUUCCUUUGGAUUGUAUUCGAUGUUCUGGUAUGCCGGUUGGAACGUUAGGUAGGAUAAUGAUUUUAUUUCGUUUGCUGUUUUGUUUUGUGAUAUUUGUUUCCGAUUUUCCUGAAGCUUAUUCGUACUGUGUAGACUUUUAUCCUAAAGUGAGAUCAGUUUUGCCUUUCAACACCACCUGUAUCACUCGUAAGUGCAACUGCGUUAAGCUAAAAUAUUUAUGUACAAUAAAAAUGAACCUUUCAACCAUUC